UAAGGUCGUCAUUCAGUAGCUGGGCUUCAAGAAUGCACAGAGUUCAAAUACUGGUAUAGUCCUAACUCAAUGCAGCUGCCUGCACCUUUGCUUUGAUUGCCUGCAACAUCCCUUAGCGCUUACGACCCCGCAACGCCCAUCUUAAUAGCCCAUCAAAGGAGCGCGUACACCAGGACGAUCGCCAUGAUGAACAGGGACAUGCUUAAGCUUCGAAAGGAUCCAACCAUCCCGCCAUCCGCCGCCACUGUCACGCCAUUGAAUGCAACUGCAGUCUCAGGAAGAGGAAGCGGCUCUCGAAAUCGCACUUCGCCGAAAGGAUCACGAUCGGGAUCAGGGUCGGUAUCGGGACAUGCUUCUUUAGCCGCUGCGGCUGCAUCGUCGACUUCAGCAACAUCGAAUCACUCUGCUCCCUCAACCUUGGUUGCAGCCGCGUCCACAACAGCAGGGACGUCGGGUUCUGCCUCGACAAAUGGCUCUAGCUUGGGUGUCAGCCAAGGCGGUCCUAACCAAGGCACAGGGGCUGGUUCAGGAUUAUCGGUAAUGCAAGGAAACGGACAUUCUCAGCUCUCAUCGCGUACCAAUGGGUCAACUGGGACAUCCAGGCAGAAUAUGACCCAAAGUGGGACUCCUUAUACCUUCAAAUUUGACACCAAUGGAGCGCUAUGGGCUCUAUCAGCAUCACCAGACUAUUCAAUGGUUGCAGUAGUGGGUCGCGAUGUGCUAAAGAUCCUUAGCGUCACAGAUACUGGGGCCGAGGAAACAAUCAACCUAAAGACUGUGGGGAUCCGGAACAAUUUUACAGGAAGCACGGAUGUCAAAUGGGGACCUACAACAGGUAGAGAUGCAAAAAUUGCGACAAUAGGCACAAACGGACCCAUCGUCAUUUGGGACGUUGGAACCCAUAACAAAAUCGAUCGAACUAUCAAGGAGCACACGAGAUCGGUCCAUCGGAUAUGUUUUUCACCACAGGAGCCGAAUUUACUUUUGAGCGCAUCAUCAGACUCAACAGUCCGUCUUUGGGACUUGCGCCUCCGCGGUAGGCCAGGAUUGGUGAUGGAAACAAAGGAUAUUGUUCGGGAGGUUCAGUUCAAUCCUGUAUCAGUGAACGAUAUUGUAGCUGGCUACGAGAGCGGGAAUAUACAGCGAUGGGACCUCCGGAACGUGAGCGCAAGCGAGAAAAAGUUUAUGGCGCACAUGGGAUUCGUAACAUCCCUCGAUUACCAUCCUAGCGGUCGCUUUUUGGCCAGCGGUGGCCGCGAUAGGACCAUUAAAGUCUGGGACAUGGACGACGAGAAGCGGAGGGAAAUCUACAUUAUACCCACCAUCCAGUAUACCUCGAAAGUGCAGUGGCGACCAAACCGGCCUUACCAUCUUGCUGCUAGUUUCAAAGACGAGUCCACAGUUCAAAUUUUUGAUGUCCGGCGACCGUUUGUACCCUUACAUGUCCUUACGCAGCACGACAAGGAUGCGACAGCUAUUCUCUGGAAGGACUCGGAUGUGCUCUGGACGGUGUCAAAGGACAAGACGUUCGCCUCUACUCUUAUAAAGGGUCAGACUCAAUCUGCCGAUUUGCUACCCAGCGGAAAGGCUGCCAUGAACUGCUAUGGACAAGUGGCGUUUACAGUUCUGAGCAAAGGUGCACUCGACUCAUUUGAAAAAGACCUCAUCGCACGGCCUGGACGGCCAAAUGCGAAAUCCAUGGCGCUUGAUGGGAGCUCAGAGGCAACUGUGUAUCGCACAAGGCAAACAGGAGGUGUCUUUGAUUGUGAGUUGUUUAACCACGAAUCAUUCAUAUACUGCGCUCAAAACUAUUCAACCGAGGCAGGCAAUGUUCGGAACGCAUGUGAACACAACUCAAAUAUUGCAUGGCAGGCCAACAAAUUUCGCGAUUCUCAAACCUGGACAGCCAUCAAGUUGUUCUAUAGCGAUAUGGCUGAGUCUGCUAUGGUCGUAUCUCAGGUCGAAGCUGCUUCAGCCGAAGUGACUACCACCAACAGGCCCAAGGACGGCCAACCAAAGGAUGAUGGAGAUGAGGACUCAGAUGAUCUGGAGAUGCACGUAUCUAGACCUGCUGUUCCCAGUUUAUUCGCCAUAAAGGUCUCUGAUGCGCCUAUAAAGCGGGAUUGGUCGCACAAGGAGACGAUCCGCAGCUUGCUGGAAUAUUACGCGGAGCAGGGCGAGGUGCAGAUGUGUGUUACCAUAUUACUUGUGCUUGCAGACGAGAAAGAUCUUCCAGAGUCCAGUCGCUCGCAACAGUGGUUUGGAUCCUACAUUGAUUUGCUGUCUCGAUUCAAGCUCUGGAGCAUCGCAACAGCCGUCUCGCAGGCCUGCAAGGACCCUAGCAUCCAUACGAUGAACCAGGACUCCACAACUAUUCACACAUCCUGCUCAAGCUGCAUGAAGCCCAUUUUGACCAGGGCACCUACGUCGACUGGAUUUUGGGCCUGCGAUCGAUGUCGCAAGGUCCUCAGUUCCUGCUCGAUCUGUCACAAGACUGUGCGAGGUAUCUUUACGUGGUGCACACAUUGCUCUCACGGAUUCCAUCUACAGCAUGCGCAGGAAUGGUUCUCGCAGUCUGCAGAGUGUCCAACCGGUUGCGGUCACCAAUGCUUUCCUGAGAUGUUCAAGAUUCAGCAGGAACAGGAGCAGCAGCAGCAACGCCAACUCCAGCAGCAGUUGCUACAACAACAAACGCCUGAUGAUGAUGCCGUACAUGACCUAUCCACAGCAUACCACCACCCGCGCCCUCAUCAUCCACUUCAGGAGCAGGCCUCCUAUCCCCCACAUAGUCAUUCACGGAUGGGCGAGGUUUUGGAAAAAGGAUCAUCCCCAUUACCCUAUGUAACUUACUCAGGCACCAAUUCCUUCAGUAAUAAAAUGUAAUUCCAUUA
Gamsiella multidivaricata is the source of this 2891-nucleotide messenger RNA. RefSeq names its product WD40-repeat-containing domain protein. The record is from RefSeq and is a predicted model, not a curated record. Gene Ontology annotation, biological process: positive regulation of TOR signaling. The coding region runs from base 184 to 2883 and encodes 899 amino acids. NCBI's taxonomy places the organism in Eukaryota, Fungi, Mortierellomycota, Mortierellomycetes, Mortierellales, Mortierellaceae. Gene Ontology annotation, molecular function: protein binding. The transcript is spliced from 11 exons.